This is a messenger RNA of Cetraspora pellucida, 162 nucleotides long. NCBI's taxonomy places the organism in Eukaryota, Fungi, Glomeromycota, Glomeromycetes, Diversisporales, Gigasporaceae. The record is from the annotation of a GenBank genome assembly.
GGUAACUGUUUCUACAGGUGGGUAGGUGGAGUAACUGUCUCUACAGGUAACUGUCUUUAUGAGUGGUUGGGCAGAGUAACUUUUUCUAUGAAUAGGUUGGGUGGGGGAGAGGUAACUGUUUCUAUGGGUGGUUUGGAUAGGGUAACUGUUUCUACAGAUUGG